AAAAUGUUCCACGCUGUCGUAUACAUAGCAGUAUAGCCGCGUGGUCUGAGCUAGGUAGCGUGCUUGGUGUUUUGUGGAUAUUGACAGGUGAAUAUCUGUCAUCGGAACCGUCAAACUGGACAUUUUUACCAUGAAAGAUAACCGCGACAAGAUGAGAACGAAAAGAGUUCGUGAGCACAGUGGCAAGUCAUGGAUGAGUGACGAGUACGACUCGGGGGAUGGCAAACGGAGAGAUUCAGCACUCAGUCUUGAGUCCAGUUUGAAAAAGCGGAGGGGUAAUUUACCAAAAGAAGCUGUUAGGAUACUUAAGGGUUGGUUGUAUGAACAUCGAUAUAAUGCCUAUCCCACAGACCAGGAAAAAGUCCACUUGUCAAAUUCAGCCAAUUUGACAGUUCUGCAAGUCUGUAAUUGGUUUAUUAAUGCAAGGCGAAGAAUUCUACCAGAAAUGAUUAAAAAAGAUGGAAUGGAUCCGUUACAUUUCACAAUAACACGGAAAAAUAAACAGUUGAGUUUUGAUAAGGAGGAUUAUGAAGAUGGAAAAUACAAUGGUCAAUCAGUGAUCGAAAGUCAUAAAUUUGACAAUUCCGAGGAUAGUGUUUCAAGUCGUGAUUCGCUUUAUCCUGUAUCCAUGGAAACAGAUGGAUAUGUUUCUGACAGUGAAACCUCAUUAAGUGACUUUUCGGAUACAGAAUCCCUGUCCAGAAAUACCCUAAGUAAUCCCCGAUUAAUAAACAAUACUUCUACCCCUCAUAACAUGAAGUUCACCGCUCAACAGGGGCCAUUGUUGACAUUUAAUGACAGUACUGUAAACAACACCCCACCUCCAUCUCCCCCUGCUGAUCAGAAUAAAGACAUUUUCCGUUGUUUUUACAUGUUAGUAGAUGUGGCGAUUAAUCAGUUGGAGAAACAGAGGCAAUUAGAAAAAGGUGAACACAACAAAGAAAACAGUUUAUAAAGAAGUAAUGUGUUCUCAGAAGUCAAUGUGAAAUUUUAGUGAAUUACUUCCCCUGAUUGUAUAUAUCCUAUACGUAUGUGUGUUGCUUACUACCACGUGUUUUUGUACCAGAUGGUAGCCCAUGGCUUGUCAAGGUAGACUACACUAUAGCCUUUUGUAAUAUGUAUAUAUACUAACGUAUAUUUCACUGCCAAAUAUAGACUAAAACAUUCAUAAUUCUGUGUGUUUUUAUAUAUUAAAAACAAUUCUUUAUAUUUUGACACAACAUUAAUUUCUGAUUUUGAAGUUUGACAGAGUUCAAAAAAUUGUAGGGUUAAUACAAUUAUGGUGAUCAAAGUUUAAAAGUUUUCUAGUCUUAAUUCAUUUAUUUACAAUUUCAUGGCAUUUUGAAAGUUAAGAAUCGCUUUCUUUCAUCCAUUGAAUUUAUUAGUGCUAUUUUUUUUUUUUGUAUUAACAGGUAAUAUAUUCCAUUCCAUUCAUUAAUCACCCAUUAUUAAUCAUGAUGUAAAUUUAAUUGCAUUAUAUAAUUGUCUUAUUGCUAAAUGUAGUCAAAUAAUUUAGAUCAUAAAUGCAUAAUGCAAUAGCUGUGCUUAGUUAGUUGUAAAAAGUCACUAUCCCAGUACUACACUGUAAUAUGACUGUAGUUCAUCCAUAUGGCUUGAAGCUAUUUAUCACGUGACCUCAAAAGCACGUGGUGAUGGCUUACGGCGAGGUUUGAAGUAUCACAACUUAGCAAUGUUUGACAUGGUAGACCCCUAGUAUGACUAGCUAUCUACCCAUUCCAACUGUUCAUUUUUCAUUUGCCUUAUAAUUAUUGUUGAAUAAAUUUUACAUUGAGUUAGUACUAUUUAAAGAUAUGACUAAUUUGACCCAAUUAUGUUAAUAUGCGAUUUAUGAUAUAGGGAUUAUGGAGAUGACAUUUGGGUCUGUUGAAUAUUUGUAUACUAAUAACUAUGUUUAUUGUUAAAAAUAGUCCAUAGACUGAGUCAGUUUGACUUUUAAAUAUAACCAUCAUUGUUUUUGUUUACCUUUUUAAUGAUUUUGAAAUGUUUGCAGUUAAUGUUUCACUGGCAUCUAUUCAUUCAGGGCAUUAGUUCAACAUACAAUUAUGAAACACUGAAGGAAAAAACAACCUACCCGAAAACCCCAGAAAUCUUUAAGUGCAUUUAAACAAUUUCUAUCGUUUUAUAUACAUGCCAGAAUUUUGUAUUUUGAAUAAUAAUAACUUAAAAGUUAAAAAAAACAAAUGAUUUAUAUAUUUAUGUAUGAGAAUAUUAUGUACAGAAUAAUUAUUGAUUCAA
Molecule: messenger RNA, 2256 nt
Organism: Patella vulgata (common limpet)
Lineage: Eukaryota; Metazoa; Mollusca; Gastropoda; Patellidae
Product: homeobox protein TGIF2
Exons: 2
Coding region: 131-955 (274 amino acids)
Biological process (GO): regulation of transcription by RNA polymerase II
Molecular function (GO): DNA-binding transcription factor activity, RNA polymerase II-specific; RNA polymerase II cis-regulatory region sequence-specific DNA binding
Source: RefSeq, a predicted model, not a curated record